Physcomitrium patens is the source of this 2550-nucleotide messenger RNA. RefSeq lists its product as uncharacterized. Lineage: Eukaryota; Viridiplantae; Streptophyta; Bryopsida; Funariales; Funariaceae. The record is from RefSeq and is a predicted model, not a curated record.
ACCUAGCAUUUCACUGUGCGUUGGCAAUGUGGUGUGGGGUGGGGGGAUCUUCUCGUCUAAACGUGUUGGAAUUGAUUUUUGAAAUCGCGAAGAUAAGCAAAGAAGUAGUCAUGAUGACAACCUUUUAUAACCUGAUCAUCGCGGUGACACAGGGCCAUGUCCUGUUUGAGCUUGCAGUCGCGAGACAUCGCUACUUUACACCGAUGUAGUUUUCAUUAGUUGGAGGAGCAGAUUUCGAACCUUUAUGUGUCUCUUGUGAGGAAAUGGCGAUUAUAUUGUAAGUAUUCAACGAAGGCCUCGUGCAUGUCGAAGCCGAGUUUGUCCCAAGAUGUACGUUGGACUGCCAAAUGGCCGGGUGCACUGGAGACAAGACGCUGGCGUCUUUAGUUGGCUGCAGAUAUAGAUGUGAAGGUUUGAGGAAUUGAAGAGAAACAGUGCAUAGUGUUAGGGGUUGAAAAAUCGAAGCCGUCCAUUUGGAUUCACGAAAGAGCAUGGUUCAAUAACCAUGUGCGCAGCCAUCUUAGUCUGCUUCUUUGUGUUGGAGGAUUUUUUUGAGCAAAUAUGUUUGUACCGACAUAAACAUGAGGCGAUAUUAAUUUCUUCUGACAACACGGAUAUCUUGACCUUUCACGCCACUCUUCGGAGGCUUCUUCCGUGAUUGACUGAAUGGCGACUGUUUAUGGUAGGAUUGAUACUGGAAGUGAAUUAUCUCCCCGAUCGAGGAAAAGAAGGAUUUAUGUGGGAAACGAGGGCGUCGACAGAACAAAGCAAGAGUCUGUGUACGCUGAAGCCAUGGGAAUUCCCUUGUUGGAGCGCCUUCACCAGUUAGAGCAACAUAUGGCUGUUCUGGAGCAGGAUUACAAUCCAAAGGGCCUCGCUGUAGAUUUGCGGUCGCCAACGUCACCGUCUUCGAUAUUUAGUUCUCCUAGCACUCCUUCAAGCUUAGAGAGGCGAUGUCGGCCAGCGAAGACCGUUUUGUUAGAAGCAGAGGCAAAAGGCACAUUAGUAGAACGUAUUCAAAGGCUGGAAAUACGAAUCGGCCAGCAUAGUAUGUACCUUGAGAAAGCUUUCUCAUCAAGGCGAUUAUCUUCCAGUCAAUUUGGGGCAAAAUGUACGGAGUGCGACCACCGAGAAGAUUCCGAGAAUAUGAGGCUCUCUUUGUAUAAGAAUUAUUGCAGUCAAUUGCAAGAGAAUGAGAACCCCCAAGAUGUUUCUACCAAUGAUAAGAAACUUAAGGUUCCUCCUGUUGAAAAUUCUCCAUCUAAAGAAAACGAUACAGAAGAGCUGAGGGGGGUGACAGAGGACUUGGCAACUGGAGAACUGUUUCAGGGACCUGAAGAUAUAACUUCGACUUUACCAACUGUAAAGGCACGAACAGAGGCAGCCUGCCUAAGAGAUAAAGUCAUCAAUGAAAGUUCCGAGGCGGAAGCUGCAGGCAAGAGAAUGCAUGACGAAAAUGGGUUGGCAACGGAUUUAGAAUCGACCAAAAAUACCUCAAAAAGUGUAGAAAUGACACAUAUUGAUGUACACAAUGACAAUCGUACAAAUGAAGAGCAGCCUGUGCGGGCGAAACAUACUGCCGAGCUUGUUCAAAAUGUGUAUUCCAGGAAAGAGGAUGGAGCAUUAUCGAAGAGCCUUAUUCAUUUCCGCAGUGUCGAUAAUACCUCGGACAUGUUCGAAAGUGUAAAGAGUCUUCGUAACGAAAAGACGAACGAAAGACUCAAUGAAGUUUAUCCCGAACUAGCACUGGUUCCCGCACCACUGCCAGAGUAUGCAACGCAGGUGAGUCCAUCCAUGAAAAAUGAAAUGAGGAGAAAACAUAGCUUCAAGCACAUUCGAGAAAGGAUCAACGCUUCUUUGGUUACAAAGAAGCAUCAGCAAUAGAAGGUGGUACUCGAUCACACAGAUUUGGUUCAGCAAAAAAAGCCACCGAAGGUACUGCUCGACCACACAAGUUUAGUUCUAUAUGAAAACUUCAGAGCUUCCUAGAGAUUCUCUUGUACUUAUCUAGUGUACAUUAUCGUAACAAUUCAUAUGGUAGGAACUUUUAAAAAAAAAAAAAAAAAAAAAAUGAAAAUGCUCAGGCAGAAAAAUGAUCUAAUUUCUACUAAUCGGUGCCCAUCUAAUGUAAUAUACGACUCUAAAACAGAGGGUAAAAUUACAGACCAGUCCACCUGCUUGCACCAAUUACUAGUUUCUUCAUGGUUUCUGGAACUUAAGCUUUGUUCUAGGUGGUCAAGGAAAUUAUUGGUUGGUAGCAAACACCCGAGCACAUUAAAAUGUGAGUAUAUGAAACACAUUCAAUCCAGACAUGCCGAGAGCAGAGCGAGGACACCAAUUACUAGGCAUUCAUGCCAUUGUAUUUUUUAUUUGGGUCACUUCAUUUCCUCUUUCAGUAUCUUUUUUCAUAUCUGGCUCUCAUCCAGACAGAGUGAGGCUGAUCUGUAAGUAGUCCACACUUCAGUUCCUCGAAAGGAACAUUACAUGAAAUAAAAAAAUCCGGAAACAAAGGUGUUUGUUCAUGGCAGGCACCACCUGAUUCGAUGAUAA